AUGAGAUUGAUCUUUUCUCCAACGAGAAGUCCCACUUCUCAUUUCUCCUUUUCUUUCUUCUCACUUCCAUCUAUAUUCUCAAUAUUUCUUAUUUCGAUUCUAUUCAUCAAUCAAACAAAUGCUCAAUUUUAUGCCCAAUCAAGACAUGGAAGGGCAAAAAUUCGCUGUUUUCAAUGCAAUAUGCCUACAAGUUGUGCAUCUGGCCAAUGUUGGGGGGACAUUUGUAUAAAAUCAAUUAGUAAUGGGAAAUACGUGAGCAAGGGAUGUGAGAAUCACACUGAGAUUUCCAGGACAUACCGAAGUCAAGGAAGUCAAGCAUUUGAUCCAAAAAGGGAUACUUCAUAUUGUAAAGUGGAGAAAGUAUUGGGAAUCGAAAAUGAAAUAUGUUAUUGCAGUGAUUCGGAUUGGUGCAAUGCAUCUACAAGAAUUUCUUCAUUGAUAUCACUUUUGUCAUUCUCAACUGUACUAGUUUUCCUUUGUUUC
This is a messenger RNA of Mesorhabditis belari, 483 nucleotides long. The record is from the annotation of a GenBank genome assembly. NCBI's taxonomy places the organism in Eukaryota, Metazoa, Nematoda, Chromadorea, Rhabditida, Rhabditidae.